Messenger RNA from Vigna umbellata (rice bean), 2198 nucleotides. It is a transcript of the gene OWL1, whose product is annotated as DNAJ heat shock N-terminal domain-containing protein. Lineage: Eukaryota; Viridiplantae; Streptophyta; Magnoliopsida; Fabales; Fabaceae. The record is from RefSeq and is a predicted model, not a curated record.
CCGAAGACUAGUUAACAGUAACACCUUAAGGGGAUUCUGCCAUUCCACUGAGUCCACGGUUGGCGAUUGAUGGAUUUAGACCUUCUGUGACGUAAGCCAAAAACCCUUAAACGCUAAACCCUUUCAUUCCCAAACUCAGUGAGUCAGUUCGUUCGAUUCUUUGCAAAACCCUAGCCUCUAGGGGUUCCAAAAUCCCCCCUACUAGGCACCGCAAUGGCUGAGCGGAAUGAAUCACAAGACAACAGAGAACUCUAUGCACUUCUCAACUUGUCUCCGGAUGCUUCCGAUGAAGAAAUCCGCAGAGCAUAUCGUCAAUGGGCGCAAGCUUAUCACCCCGAUAAGUACCAAGCUCCUCACAUGAAGGAUAUUGCCACGGAGAACUUUCAACGCAUACGUGAAGCUUACGAGAUUCUGUCAGAUCCACAUAAGAGACAAAUAUAUGAUAUCUAUGGAAUGGAAGGUUUGACUUCUGGUUUGGAGCUUGGUUCAACGCUCAAUGGAGCUGAAGUGAUCAAGGCAGAGCUAGAGAGAUUAAAGAGGAUGAAGGAAAGGGAAAAAUUGGCGGCGCAUUUUCUACCUUCUGGUACAAUUAUAGCCAAUAUGUCUUUGCCGCGCUAUUUAGACGGUGAUGGCCUCCUCGUAGGAAUGGCUAUGACAAGUGAAAUCCAGUCUCACUUAUCCAAGCGCAAUGCUUUUACAAUUGGUGGUAAUUUAGCAGUGAACGGAGGUGAAGGCGGUGGAGCUGCGAAUGCUCUAUUUAGGCAUCAACUUUCAAAAGAUUCGUCAGUAGAGUUUGUGGCUUCAGUUGGUUUGCGUGCACUAAUUGGCGUGCAAACAACUCGUAAUUUGUCAUCACACUCAACAGCAACAAUGGGCGUAGCAAUGUCUUUGAGAGAUGGUUCAUUGAAUCUUUCAAAUUUGUGGACCCGCCAACUGUCAGAAACAGCAAGUGGACAUAUAGAGCUUAAUUUGGGACAGCAAUCAUCUAUAGCUGUUGGGUGGCAAAAGAAAGAUGAGAGAAGGUCUGCCUCUGGAGAAUUAAAGUUUGGCACAGGUUUGUUUGAAGCAGCAGUUCAUUGUACACAUCGUUUUUCUCGUAAAUCUCUUGGUUGCAUUGCGGGAAGAGUUGGGAGUUCUUCCCUCGAGAUUGAAGUUGGUGGUGGUAGGAAGUUAUCCAAGUUCAGCUCAGUACGGUGGUUGUAUGUAAUAGGAAUUCAGGGUAUUUCCUGGAAAUUUGAACUCUAUCGUGGGGGUCAGAAGAUAAUUCUUCCAAUUUUGCUGACAAGGCAUCUUAACCCUGUGUUUGCUACUGGAGCAUUUUUCAUUCCUGCAUCUCUUUACUUUUGUCUAAAGAAGUUUCUUAUUAAACCUUAUUACCUUAGAAGGAGUAAGCAGAAGGCUCUGGAGGAGGAGAAGGAAAGUUCUGCUCAGGUUAAGGAAGCAUGGGCUGCAGCAGAGAAAGCACAGAAAUUACAACAAAAUGUGGCUAAUAGGAAAAGAAACAGGCAAUUAGAAACAGGUGGACUGGUUAUUACGAGAGCACUAUAUGGAAAUCAGAUAGUUUUGAGCAACUUAAAGUCAUCAAGUGAAACAAGUUUUGAAUCAACUUCUGAUGUCAUUGAUGUUACGAUACCUCUGAAUUUUCUUGUUAAUGAUUCUGGCCAACUCAAGCUUCAUGAAGGUGUGAAAAAAUCAGGAAUUAUGGGUUUUUGUGAUCCAUGUCCAGGAAGACCUAAAGAGUUGUAUGUAGAGUACGUUUAUGCUGGCAAUCAAUUCAAGGUUUGGGUUGGUGAUUAUGAAGAAUUACAAAUCCCUAAGGGCAGCCACAGGAUAUAAAGGGUUAUCAUUAACACAUCAAUAUUCCAUUGUAACUUUUUGCAGUUUUGCCUGUUUUACAUGUUUCAGGUCUAGAAUAUUACACUGUCAGAUGGAAAUAGAAGAGGUACCUUUUACAAUUUUUGGGCCAGUGGUACCGUCGAUUAUUUUUUAAAUCUUUUCUUUUUCUCAUAAUUACUACCCCCAAAAUGUAUGAAAUAAGGACAACUCUGCUGCCGGUGGAUACCAAUUUUGGUUGGUUUGUCAUAAUCCUUUUAUUGUUGAUUCGUUAUCCAUUCACAUAAAGCUUCUAUCAGUGCAAAGGCUACUUUAUAUGGCAAUGACAUAUGGGAACAAAAUUAGGAGUUUGUGUGAUGAUAAUA